AUGUUCGCUCGCGAUCUAGCUCCCACAGCUAGACGUUCCCUUAAGUUUGGAAUACACGCCCCACUUGCACAGCAAGAAACCUUUCAUAAUAUCAGCUCGAUAAAAUCUUUGAUUCCCUUCCAAAAUAAAUGGGCAAUAAAAGGUCGUGUAAUAAACAAGAGGAAAUUGCAUCAAUAUAAUACACCAAAAUCCUCUAGGCAAGUGUUUAACUUUGACAUGAUAGAUGCUGAAGGUACUGAAAUUAGAAUAACAUGUUUUGGUGAUAUAGCUAAGAUGCAUUAUCAUAGGGUUGAACCGGGAGCAUAUUAUUAUCUAUCAAAAGGUUCCAUUAAGGAAGCCAACACAAAAUGGAAUAAAGUUAACAUUCAUCUUGAGAUUACUUUGGACCACAAUUCAAUAUUAAAGCGUUGUGAUCCACCUGUUGAUGGUGAAGGUAAUGCUUCUCGAUUCACACCAAUCAAUGAACUUACAAACUAUAGCAACAACACUUUAGUCGAUGUCAUUGGUGUUGUCGUUGAUGUUAAAGACCUUGCAGUAAUAUCUAGAAAAGAUGGAAGCAGAGUGAAAAAAAGGGUUGUUAAAAUAAAUGAUAUGUCGACUUUUACUGUUGAUGUUAAUUUAUGGGGAGUGGCUUGGGAACAAUUAGGUGAAGAUCUCAAGAAUAUGCAUGUAGCUCAAACAGUUGUCAUCCUUGAGGUCACUAAUGCUCGUGUUGGCUAUUUCAAUGGAAAGAUCAUGCUUCAAGACUAUACAGGCUCUCUUUGGAGUACUGCCUUUGAUGAAGUUGGCACAAAUUUGCUAGGCAUGUCAACCAAAGAUCUUUACAUGUUGCAGUAUGAUUUGGCCGCAAACAGAACUCCUCAAUCUAUUAUCAAGAAUGUCCUCUUAUCCACCUUUGUUUUCACUCUCUUUGUUACAACAGGGAACUACAACUCGCAGACUAGACUGAAAACAACAAUCACCAAAGCAAUGUUUGUUGAUUUUCAAGGUGAAUGUGCUCUUUUGCUUGCAGACAUUGCUCGGAUGAGUGCAGCUGCAGAAUUCCAUACCGAUUAG
Messenger RNA from Cryptomeria japonica (Japanese cedar), 1056 nucleotides. Its product is annotated as replication protein A 70 kDa DNA-binding subunit C-like. The record is from RefSeq and is a predicted model, not a curated record. Lineage: Eukaryota; Viridiplantae; Streptophyta; Pinopsida; Cupressales; Cupressaceae. The transcript is spliced from 2 exons. The coding region runs from base 1 to 1056 and encodes 351 amino acids.